Messenger RNA from Cucumis sativus (cucumber), 783 nucleotides. RefSeq lists its product as uncharacterized. Lineage: Eukaryota; Viridiplantae; Streptophyta; Magnoliopsida; Cucurbitales; Cucurbitaceae. The coding region runs from base 3 to 512 and encodes 169 amino acids. The transcript has 2 exons. The record is from RefSeq and is a predicted model, not a curated record.
AAAUGACGAAAAUACCCUCUUUUAUUUUCCUUCCUCUUUUCUUCUUUUUCCUUUUCUUCUUUUUCCUUUUCUUCAACCCGAAGACAGAAGGCCGUUCAAAAGAAAAACAUAAACCAGAGCAUUUGAACUCUCCCGCGUCUGCAGUUACCCCCUUCAACUCUCUCCCGCCUCCGGUGAACGUUUUUCUCUUCCGUCCAUUUCUUCUCCACUUCCAUCCAUUUCUUCUCCACGACUCUCCGCUAUAUUUUCCGAUUUCAACUUGUUCACGGAACGUCUCCAUUUCUUCUGCACGGGUUUCUGUUUUACUUUCGACUUCAUCUCCGGCGGACGCUUCUCCACUUCCAUCCAUUUCGAUUUCAGGUUUCAGUAUGGCUUCGACAUCAACUAACGGUCCCAUGUACAAGAUUGACCCUGCUCAUCAUUUUCAGUCUAUAGUAAGUAGUUUAUCACAUUUAGUAAGCAGGUUGACUAUGUUGUCGGAUCAAAACAAGACUGUCAAGAUCCUUGGGUGAAUGUUGAUUACAUUUACUCUCCAUUCAAUAUCCAUGGCAAUCAUUGGAUUCUAUUAUGCUUGGACUUGGUACGUUGUCAAGUUAAGGUAUGGGAUUCGCUUCCGUCGCUGACGAGUGCCGAAGAUAUGAGAAGCAUAUUAGAGCCAAUUCAAGAGAUGGUGCCAAAUUUGCUCGAUGCUACUGGAUUCUUUGUUAGGAGAGGCGGAUCAUCAACACACAAGGAACCUUGGCCACUUGUCAUUGUCGACUCCAUUCCACUUCAACGCAACAA